AUGGCGAGGCGGAACACAGUUAUUGGCACACCCUACUGGAUGGCACCAGAGGUGAUCCAGGAGAUUGGCUACGACGUUAAAGCUGAUAUCUGGUCGCUCGGCAUUGCCGCCAUUGAAAUGGCCGAGGGAAAACCCCCUCAUGCCCACGUUCAUCCCAUGCGCGCCAUCUUCAUGAUUCCCACCCACGAUGCCCCCCGUCUCCGCCGGCCCAGCAACUGGUCCGAUCAGUUUAAUGACUUUUUGGCGCACUGCCUUCAGAAAAAUCCCGACCUGCGUGCCUCGGCCCAGGACCUGCUAGAGCACCCCUUCCUGGCCAACGCCAAGCCUUCGCAGCAGACAAUGGCUGCCGCUAUUGCCGAGGCAGCCGAGAUUGUUCAGCUGCAUGGCCGUUACCCCGAGAAGGAGGAGGAUUCCGAUGACGAUGCCGAAAACGACAAUGACAGCCAGGGUGAGGGCCAAACCCACGCUCCUGGUAGUCAGGUGGAUUCGGGUACCAUGGUCGUCGGUGGUGCCGCCCCGGGAACCAUGGUGGUUCGGGAUGAGGAUGACUUUGUGGAUUCUGGCACAAUGAAUGUGCUCUCGGGGACCAUGGUGGUCAAUAGCAACACCGGGCCGGACAUGGGCACGAUGAACACCAUGCACGAAGAGAGCGACACCAUGCAGCGCGUUGUUCAGGACGUCGGCUCGUACAAGCCUGCCUUUAUGGCUCACUUUGAGAAGCAAGCCUCAAACGGUUCGGAUGAGGAUGAAGGGACAGAGGCGGUUGACACGCCAGCGAGUGCUCAACCAACAGCCACUUUGGAGGAGCUGCAGUCCAAGCUUGAGCUGCUGGAAAUGGAAAAGGAACAAGAACUGGACGAGCUUCGCCGCCUCUACCACGCCAAACGUGAGCCCAUCAUUCAAGCAUUACAAAGCAAGCAACAGGCACCCAUCCCUACGUCAUAG
Molecule: messenger RNA, 945 nt
Organism: Monosiga brevicollis MX1
Lineage: Eukaryota; Choanoflagellata; Craspedida; Salpingoecidae
Exons: 1
Coding region: 1-945 (314 amino acids)
Biological process (GO): protein phosphorylation; regulation of MAPK cascade; intracellular signal transduction
Cellular component (GO): cytoplasm
Molecular function (GO): ATP binding; protein serine/threonine kinase activity
Source: RefSeq, a predicted model, not a curated record